AUGGCUAAUAAAAAUAAGACACGUAGUUCAAAUGAUGAUGACAUGGACUCCAAUGAGUCAUCGGAUGAAGAUGGACGCUGCCUACCAACAACUGCUCGACCUAUUUCUACUAGUUUAUUACUAUCAAAUCAACAAAAAAUAGCUGAAGAAAAACAAUCAAAGAAUGCUGAGCAGAGCUAUAUAAAUCAGCAAAUUCAUGGAUAUACACGUACUCAUCAUGAUGUAUUGUAUCGCCAAAAUCACCAUGGUGUGCAACUAGAUCAUUGUGUGCCAUCAAGUAAUUUUGCGUCAAGUCAACAUUAUCUACCAGCAGAACAUGUCGAUUGUCCUAGAGAUGAACGUGUACGUUGGAUGGAUGAUUAUAAAUUUUCAUCAACUAUCGAUGAAUAUUUUAUACAUUUUCGAGAAAGUGAAUGCAUAGAGGAUACUCAAGCACAUCAUAUGCCACCAACAAUCGUUCUAAAUACUUUUAGUCCAAAUCAAAUUACCAACGGUGAAAAUAACCGUAUUAAUAUGGAUGUAAUAACACAAAAUAAUCCUAGUCAAAUUGUUGCAACAUUACGGCUAAUUCACAUACCAACGGAGGCUACUGUGACAGGCAAUGCUAUAACAAAAGUACCGGAGGAGAUUCCACAUGACACAGAUUUUUCUGUUAUUACAAGUGAAACACAAAAUAUUGAUCGAAUAUCCAUGAACAGUGAUAAUGAUGAACAAAGUCUUAUUCCUGAUAGCUUCAUAUAUAUUGAAGAGAAUGAUGCAUUCAUUCAUGGCAACAAUCAAAUAGUUGAAGCAUUAUCAAAUAAUGCAGCUAUUGCUGAUGUUGUUCUAACAAGUACUUCAUCAAAUCAAAUGAAUAAUGUUGAUGAACAAUCAGCUAGAACAGAAUUGACAAAUGAUACAUUAUCUCCUGAAACAUUAGAAAUAACACGAGAUGUUGCUACAAAUGAAGUUACUCCUCAGGCAGUUUUAUAUGUUACUGAUGAACCCGUUACAACUGUUCCAAAGUUACCAACUGCAUUGGAACAGAGUGACGAUUCAAACAAAGGAAUUCGUCAAACUACAACAGCAUCUAAUUACUAUUGUAAUGAAAACAAUCAAGAUGAUCAAUUUACAUUGUCUGCGUCGCUUCAUGCAGCAUGGCAAUCAACAUUAAAUUGUUCUUUACAACAAUGUAAUACAAGCUUCAACGAUAACAACAAUUGUCGUUUGCCAUCAACACUUUGCUUCAAUUAUCGUUCACUCAACAAUACUGGUUAUUGUGCAUCUGGCAUUCUAUGUUCUAUUUUGGAACCAUGUGACAAUGUACCUAUAAUUGUGCAGCAAAUACUUCCAUAUGCGUAG
Molecule: messenger RNA, 1341 nt
Organism: Rotaria sp. Silwood1
Lineage: Eukaryota; Metazoa; Rotifera; Eurotatoria; Philodinida; Philodinidae
Source: the annotation of a GenBank genome assembly